AUGCUAAGACGUGCAGCAUUGCCUCUGUUGAGGCCGCGAUCUAUCCGGCCUCUGGCUCCUCCAGCACGGAUUCAGAUCCCGUUGCGAUACUACUCCAAAGGAGAUCGACCCGCAAAGGACGCAGAAUACAAGAUUCCCGGUACCUCAAAAGACUCACCGCAGCAAAAAGAGCCCCUGCGAAAAGUACCCUUCGUCUCAUCCUCCCAGGCUCCCCAGGCGGAGAUCCGCUCCGACUCAGCGCCUGCCCACCAGUCAACUUCGGCCUCGAAACAGCAAGGUCCUUCCGAAAAUCCUCCAUUCGGCACCGAUCCGACUCGAGAUCUUGAUGAUGUCUCAGAAUCAGUGAAUCAAGCCAGCAAGAGAACCUUGAGGGACGGGGAGGGACAACAGUCAGAACAUGCUGCUGCGGAACAGGAUGCUUCGGAAGAACGUGGUCAGACACAACCUCUGCCUGAUCUGACCAAAGGCAUUCCGUCGACCUUGGACGCGGAACUGCGCCAGGCCAGGUCCAAACAGAGCUCUCACGCCCCCAGUCUCAAUAUCACCGAAGACCCUGCGGAAGAGCUGCCCAGCGGAGCACGCGGACGAGACCGCGGUGAUACUCCUCGGGAAGAGUAUGUAUCUUCCAGCGAUCGAAAGAAAAACGCGGCGUUCCGAUACAUGUAUAUUAUCCUGGGGUUGGGCUCCGUCGGCUUCUCAGUCUACCUGGGCCGCAACUGGGCGGAUGAAGAGGAGGAGAAGAAACAUCCCGACGCCCCCUCAGGAUGGGGCUUCAAACCUUUCUACAACAGAGUCGCUGCUCGCCUGUCCUCCACUAUGAGCUACUACCGAGAUCCCGUCACGACGAAGCUCCUUCCCGACGAAGAUCCGGACCCAAAUUUCCGCUAUCCUUUUGUUCUUGUCAUAAGCUUGGAGGACAUGCUCGUCCAUUCUGAGUGGACGCGUGAAAAGGGCUGGCGGAUAGCCAAGCGACCAGGCGUGGACUACUUCCUCCGGUACCUCUCCGGUUACUAUGAACUUGUCCUCUUCACCAGCCAGCCUAUGGCAGUGGUGGAACAAGUACUUCGGAAGUUAGAUCCCUACUCGAUGAUUCGAUGGCCCUUGUUUCGCGAAGCGACGGUGUACAAAGACGGUGGUUAUGUCAAGGACCUCUCAUAUCUCAAUAGAGACCUGAAGAAAGUGCUCAUCAUGGACACUGAUCCCCACCACGUGAAGCAUCAGCCGGAGAACGCCAUCAUCCUGCCCAAGUGGAACGGCGAUCCCAAAGACCAGACGCUGAUUCAAUUCAUCCCCUUCCUGGAAUAUUUGGCCACGAUGGGAUUUGAUGAUGUGCGAGAAGUUUUGAAGUCGUUUGAGGGGACGUAUAUACCUGCCGAAUUUGCUCGAAGAGAGAAACUCCUUCGGGCCAAGUUUGAGGCCGAAGAAGCAGAAAAACGCAAGAAGAGGCCCAGAAAGAGCUUGGGAAAACUCUCGUCAAUGCUGGGACUGUCGGGCCACAGCCCGGACGGAAUGCCAGGCUCUGAGGAGGGAAUGUCCGAGGGAAAGAUGCUGUGGGAUCAAAUCAGGGAGCGUGGCCAGAGACAAUAUAUGGAACUGGAGAAGAAAAUUCAAGAAGAAGGUGCCAAGUUUCUGGCUGAACGCGAAGCAGAAGAGAAGAAGUUUCAGGAGGAGGCCAUGAACAGCAUGAAGCCCAGUAAUUGGUUUUCAGGUCUGUCAGGCAGCAAAAAGGUCGAGGAAGCAGAGCAGAAGUGA
Fonsecaea erecta is the source of this 1752-nucleotide messenger RNA. RefSeq lists its product as hypothetical. The record is from RefSeq and is a predicted model, not a curated record. NCBI's taxonomy places the organism in Eukaryota, Fungi, Ascomycota, Eurotiomycetes, Chaetothyriales, Herpotrichiellaceae. Bases 1 to 1752 code for a protein of 583 amino acids. The transcript has 2 exons. Gene Ontology annotation, molecular function: phosphoprotein phosphatase activity.